Molecule: messenger RNA, 2019 nt
Organism: Triplophysa dalaica
Lineage: Eukaryota; Metazoa; Chordata; Actinopteri; Cypriniformes; Nemacheilidae
Gene: tacr1b
Product: tachykinin receptor 1b
Exons: 6
Coding region: 32-1258 (408 amino acids)
Biological process (GO): G protein-coupled receptor signaling pathway; positive regulation of flagellated sperm motility
Cellular component (GO): sperm midpiece; plasma membrane
Molecular function (GO): substance P receptor activity
Source: RefSeq, a predicted model, not a curated record
GUGAUCAUUGUGUGAUGAUUAUUUCUCGAUCAUGGAUGAUGUUUAUAUGACUUGGGAAAACUCCAGUAACGGUUCGUCAGUGAACGACACGCGUGUUUUCUCGAAUCAGUUCGUUCAGCCGGUGUGGCAGGUGGUCGUGUGGGCUGUGGGUUACUGCUGUAUAGUUCUGGUGUCGGUGGUCGGGAACGUCACAGUCAUUUGGAUCGUUUUUGCGCACAAGCGCAUGCGGACUGUCACCAAGUACUUUCUGGUGAAUCUGGCGUUUGCUGAAGCGUCCAUGUCCGUGUUUAACACCGUUAUUAACUUUGUGUACGCGGUUCAUAAUGAAUGGUACUUCGGUUUGGUUUAUUGUCGCUUUCACAACUUCUUCCCAAUAGCUGCAGUGUUCGCCAGUAUUUACUCAAUGACCGCUAUCGCCCUGGACAGGUAUAUGGCAAUAAUCCAUCCUCUCCAGCAGCGUCUGUCGUCCACUGAGACUAAGUUAGUAGUGGGUGUGAUCUGGGCCCUGGCACUGCUCCUGGCGUUCCCUCAGUAUUAUUUCUCCAGCACCGCUCAGCUCCCGGGACGGGUCGUCUGUUACAUCAACUGGCCAGAAUUCAGCGUGUGGGAUUUUCAAAAGACGUAUUACGUCUGUGUGGUUGUGCUCAUUUAUUUCUUACCGUUGCUGGUCAUGGGCUGUGCGUAUCUGGUGGUGGGAUGCACUCUCUGGGCCGGUGAGAUUCCUGGAGACUCUUCGGAUCGCUAUCGAGAGCAGCUCACUGCCAAACGAAAGGUGGUGAAGAUGAUGAUUGUGGUCGUGUGCACCUUUGCCGUCUGCUGGCUGCCGUAUCACGUCUAUUUUCUGCUGCAUCAGUUCUUUCCCAACCUGUUUGAGGAGCGCUACAUCCAGCAGGUGUACUUAGGAAUCAUGUGGCUCGCCAUGAGCUCCACCAUGUACAAUCCCAUCAUCUACUGUCUGCUCAAUGACAGAUUUCGAGCUGGAUUUCAGCAGGCGUUCUCCUGGUGUCCAUGUGUUCCUCAAGGCACGUAUGAAGGUCUGGAGCUCAAAUCCACCCGCUAUCUACAGACUCAGGCCAGCAUCUACCGCGCCAGCCGGAUGGAAACCACAAUAUCCACAGUGAUGCCAGCCGGAGACGGAGACCUGCAGGAGAACCACAGUCGAGUUUCAACAGAUCUCACAUCCAACGGUUCUUCACGAAGCGUCUCUAAGACGGUCUCGGAGUCUUCCAGCUUCUAUUCGAGCAACAACCUCGCUUAGAGCAUUCUUUUCUUGAAAUAUCAAGAGGUCCAACGCUCACUUUUCCUCAAGAAUAUUUGCAUAUCAGUCAAAAUAUUAUUGAGUACAAUGCAUAGUACAUACUGUAAUCUCUUUAAAUCUAUUUAAAACAAUGAGAUAAUGUAUUGCACGUGUAAUUUUCUCUCAUUACUAGUACACGAGUUUUGAGAGACGGUUCGGAGCAGCUGGUCAGCAGUCAUCCCUACAGGAAUCUUCCCGUCAACCCAUCUGACCGGUGUUCGCACACUGGCAUUCCAGGACCUGAUUUAUUUAGGAAAACCGGACCAGCUGAUGCCCUUAGCAACAAUUUGUCAGUCGUCCAUCAAGGUUACGGGGGGUUGUUGGGGAUCUGAUGGGCAGACGCAGAAGAGUCGCACCUGUUGGCGUAUAUUACUGGACUACAGAGGCGACAAAAGAUUUAUAUGUGUGGUGUGAGCGCUGCUUUGAUGCGUUCAGAGGAACAAAGAUUGGGCAGUGCUGCACCUUUUGAACCGCUCACAGCUGCAUGCAUUACUGCGGCAUCUCAAACCUCCUGACGGUCGCAUGUUUAAACACAGACCUGCUUACAUCUAACUCUACAUACAGCACUUACGCACCAGCUGCACCAUUUCACUUUUAUUCUUUACGGUUUGUGUGAUUCAUUGUUCCACAAAACAAAGUCCAAACCACACCUACAAAACUCUAUGACCAGUACGGCUCUGACUGGUGUUUAUGUUGAAUCCUGCAGUAGAAGUGUUUGUGUU